Anolis sagrei ordinatus is the source of this 2929-nucleotide messenger RNA. Its product is annotated as proto-oncogene Mas-like. The record is from RefSeq and is a predicted model, not a curated record. Gene Ontology annotation, molecular function: G protein-coupled receptor activity. NCBI's taxonomy places the organism in Eukaryota, Metazoa, Chordata, Lepidosauria, Squamata, Anolidae. Gene Ontology annotation, biological process: G protein-coupled receptor signaling pathway. Gene Ontology annotation, cellular component: membrane.
UACUCCAGGAUACGCUGAUCCAUCCCCAGUUGGUUCCUGUUGUUUCAGAACUUCCCAAUUACGAUUCUGUCAUUUAUAAUUGUCUACUGGAUAUACUUCUGAGCUCAAAUAUUAGACUUUGAGGUGGGCGGAGAGCUGGGCUGAAGGUCAGGAGCUCACCCUGACCCAGCUUUGAACAGUGAACCUUUCAGUUGGCAAGAUUUAUUGCAGCUGCAGCUGGACAAAUUAGUGGUUAAAGAAGAAGCCAAGAACCAGGCAAGGAAAACAUGACCCACCUGAGCACCACAUCUCAGGUGACUCACCUGAGCACCACAUCUUCACUUCCUUUUACACACAGGGUAGCAGGUUCUGAAGAACAACGAAACAGUUCAGGCUUCCCUGAUGAUGAUCUACUUCAGGGUCCAAAUGCAGUCAUAUUGUAUCUUAUUUUGAUCCUUUUUUUAACAACAUUUUUAACAACAUGUGCAUUGGGGCUGGUGGGUAAUGGCACUGUCCUCUGGUAUCUCUGUUUUAUUAUUAAGAAGAAUCCCAUUACCACCUAUGUCCUGAACCUAGCUGCAGCUGAUUCUGCUGUGCUCAUUUGUUUGUUUUGCUCAUAUUUAUUUCCCUUUUUAAAAGAAGAAAAUGAUUCCUCCCUAGUGGUGCUAAUCUGUUUCUUCCUUGCGUAUUCGAGUAGCCAGUAUCUACUAACAGCUAUUAGUAUUGAGAAAUGUCUCUCUGUCAUUUUCCCAAUCUGGUAUAGAUGUCACCGACUAGAAUGCCUUUCUGCUAUUAUUUGUGCCCUGCUAUGGAUCAUGCCCUGUCUGUUUCUUGGAGGUAUUUUAUUAUUCACAGAUGUGAAUUUAAAAGUCAGUCAGAGCAUCUGCAUUAUUAACUUUAUACUUUGUACUCCACUUGUGAUAAUCUCCACUGCGGUUCUUUUUAUGAGAGUGUUCUGUAGCUUACAUCGUCGACAGCAUGGAAGAUUCUACACUGUUCUCUUAAUUACACUUCUUGUCUAUCUCCUUUUUAGAACCCCACUUAGUGUUAUGUUCAUUUACACUUCUUUUGGAUAUCUGAAUCCUAUAUAUAUGAGUAUAUCUAUGAUGGGUGCUUGCAUUAACAGCAGUGUCAAUCCACUGAUUUAUUUCCUGAUUGGGAGGAAAAAAAUGCAUCGGUCCAAGGAAACCUUAAAACUGGUACUCCAAAGAGUUUUUAGUGAUAAUGUAGACUGCAAAGAGAGUGGGCAAUCCAUCUAAACAUAUGCAUGGGUCUGAAAGUGGAAGUGGACUGAGCCACAAAAUUCUACUUUGACAGAUAUGUCGUUAUUAUCUAUGUCAGUGUGCCUCUUCACCCCUGCUCCUACUUUUGUCACUCUUGUUAUGUGGACAGCAAUAAGUCCAAGCAGGAGAACAUUUGUAUGUAUGGACACUUCUUGCUAUCAAGAACAAAAAGAACCAGGAUGCUUAACCAUGUGAACCAAAUAGAGGGGAAGUUCUCCUGGUCAGAUACAUAACCUCCACAUGAAGGUGAUUGUGUAACCAAAAAUGGAAGCCCCUCCCCAUGUAGUGAUUGAACUUUAUGAAUCUAUGAUAUAAUUGGAAGCUAGGCUUUUAAAGACAAAAAGCUGAUCCAUGCUGAGCCAGGACACUGUACCACUCCAACUGUGUUUUGUCCAUACUGCCUGGCAGCAGCAAUGUGCUGUUUUCAACAGCUGCUAUUUUUCUGCUUCACCUGGAGAUGCUAGCCAGCAAACCAAGGACUUCUGAAAGCUUCAACUCUUCUGAAACUGAGAGCUUAGGACUGAAACAAGUGGAGAUAUCUUGGAUACUGUCAUUAAAGUAGGAACAAAACCCUAGCCACUCAUAUGUAUUCCCCGUAGGCUCACAUCAUUAUUGACAUUUAUAUAUUGACUCUGCUCAAAGAACUUACUACUUUGCAAAACUGAAUAUUUGAGGAUUUCUACACUUGUAUCAACUACCACCUGAGGAAAACUCCACAUAGUCAAAACUGGUUGUGGUUUAUAAACUGUUUAUAAACUGUGGACUCCAAAAAAGGACUGAAAAAUUUGGAUUUGUUGUUUACAAACUUUGGCUAAAAAAGGACUCACAAACUUGUGCAUUCUACUGCAGGAAUCAGCUGUUUAUCCCACAUUUGGAAGUUUUUGAAUAAGAGACUUGCAAAAAAAGGACUUAUAAACUUUGAUUUUGUCAGUGAUAAACUUUUGGUUUUUGAAAAGAACUUACAAACUUGAGCAUUUUUGAUGUAGGAAUCAGUUGUUUAUCCCUCAUAAGGGAAUUUUUGGGUUUAGAGAUUUACAUUGUGAAUCUCUGUCAUGUAUAAGUUGCUAGUACAUUGAAUAUUGUAGUACUAUAGCACAUAUAUGAUAUACAUUCUUAUGAUUAUAUAACUGUAUUACUUUUUGGUGUAUAGUGGCCUUUUGCCCUUGUACUUUGGGGAAUCCUUUCUCUCUAUUGGUAUCUUGGAUACUGUCAUUAAAGUGGGAACUAAAUCCUAGAGUGGAUUUACAACUAUAUAGAGACAGGUGUCAUUGGAUAACAGUUAUGUGAGAAUUGCUGUAUUAAUUGUAUACGCCCCAUCUAGUUGGCUUCUAUAUCUCUUAUAUCUAUUGUGCUAGUGCUGUAGUUUAGUAUUCAUUCUGUUUAAUUGGUGUAAUUUUUACUUGUUUUAUUUUACAUGCUGUACAAUAUGAACUCAAGAGCUGUACACUAUAAGGACGCUAAUAAAAAUAUAAUACUUACAUUGCUAUGCGAAAGAGAGAGUGGAUGCAUUUUGACAACAGUGGCCAUUCUUUUUCCCAUGAGGAGUGAAUGGAAGAGGCAGCUGAGAGUUAUAUGAGUUUAUUUAGUUCUUAUUGGAUUGUCUCAUGCUCUGUGAUUGCUUCAGGCAAUGUACAUAUAAAAGAAUGCAAUACAAAAAGCUGAAUAAU